This is a messenger RNA of Spirodela intermedia, 6067 nucleotides long. The record is from the annotation of a GenBank genome assembly. Lineage: Eukaryota; Viridiplantae; Streptophyta; Magnoliopsida; Alismatales; Araceae.
AUGGCAUCUGAGGAUCAGCAGCCGGCGAGCGGCGGAUUCUUCUCGGCGAUCACGUCGAGUGUACGUAAUUGGGGAAACGCGGUGCACAAAUCGGUAAACGGGUAAAGAAGACUGACCGCGUUUCCAAACUUACCCUGCCUAUGUUAUUUGUGGUCUCCAUCUUCUGUAAAGUUUCGGCAAUGCGAGGAAUUUUUUUACCAUCGUAUAUGUUUAGCUGUUUUGCCUCGAGUUUCCUUUCGUUCUUCUAGGAGAACAGAGGUAUUUGUUCGGUUAAUGGCCCGGAAUUGACUGACUUCCAUAUUUGCCCCUGACAACGUCGAGUUCAAGGCAUUGGGUCGAAAUUGUGUAGUGGACGCUAAUAACGUGGUAUUAAGGUCACGUGGAUGAUACGCUUCAGAGGUUGGCGAACAUUGGCGACCAACGUGUGAUCCUAGAUGGUCGAGUUCAGUAUCAGAAUUUCAGUGAGGGAUUGUAGUCGAUGAAAGGUGUUUCAUCUGUGAGUGUUAAAACCGGGAUUUUUACCUGAUUAUUCUUCUAAAAUUGUUGGAAUCAUUUCACAAGAAUCACGCAGCCUCUCUACUUCUUGCUUUGACGAUUUCAUCCAUAGUCUCUCCCGCGCAAACCCUCAUUCCAGACAAUUGCUAUUGGAGCUAAACAUGUGACGUGGUCUAUAUAACCCUCUACACAUGUUCCACCGUAACGUGAUUAUUGCUUUGAUCAUUUAAAAAUGUGUCCUGUGAUCGAUUUUUUAGCCUUGUUUCUACAGAGUCUAAGAUAAUAUAAUUUAGCAUGCACAAAAGGACCACUGUAGUUUCACAUAUGCUUCAGUUAAAGCUCGAGCUCCUAGCAACAUACAUUUUCAGUUUGUUUGGAACAAGUGGAUCACACUCUUUCCUCGGUAUCUUGGCGUCAUUACCCUUCCUCCUUAAUAUUUUUGGCCGGCAUCCAUCUCUGUUCUUGCGCUGACAUAAAUCUCAAUUUCUCUUUACGUGUUCUGGGCCUGUUGUUUGAACAGCGAGGAUUAUUCCCCGAACUGAGAGCAGUGCAUUGUUUUUCUUCGUAUGACUUCUCACGCGAUGUCAAAGAUUUCUCAGUUGGUGAAGCCUCACUCCACUAACUAAAAAACCGGAAACUCGACAUAUCGUAUGUGAUACAAGUCCUGGUUUCCUUUGUUGGAGCCUUGCCUUGUGUCGGUGAGCAACCAACUGUCCUAGCUUCAUACGUGUGUGUUUUUGGCCCCAAACCACUAGCUAAUUCUGUUUCCUUAUGCUAAAUUAGCUGUAUUUUAAGGAAAACUUCCUGGACGUUUCCCAUUGCAUGUUUUAAUCAGUUUUGUUGUCUUUAACAUACGUCCAGACUUUUGGGAUACGAGGGAUUGGAGGUUAUAAAUCCAGAGGGAGGCACAGAAGAUGCGGAAGAGGAAGCUCAUAGGGGCAGAUGGAAGGAAGAGGUUUUUUUUCUAACUUAAUCCUUGUGAUCAAUAACAACUAUCGUGUGGUCAGGUUUCGUAUUCACCACGGAAUGUCAUGCAUAAAGUGGUCCACACAGUGGAAUUAGUUUAUAAUGAGCACAUGCAAAAGUUUUUGAGUUAUCACCAAUUUAAUAAUAUUAGUCAUCAUUGCAAGGUAAUAUACUUUAUUUACUGUACUCAAUAAUCUGUGAAAUUAUUUCGCACUUCUGAGAGGUUCAUAUCUUCAUUUUAUUUUUUUUCUUUGGUUGCUCAGAACUGAACAAUCAACUAAGAGCGAGGAUUUCGUUUUAACAGGAGAGAAAUGGACAGUACACUCUGGACCUUCAUAAUAGGAAAUCCAUAUAACCGGAUAAGACAUGACAUGACAACUCGGGAACAAGAGAGGGAAGAGAGCAAUGAAAAGAGUGAAAUAUCAGGACAGGAGAGAAGGACGGGAGAAGAAUAGAACUUCAUCGUUUGUCCUCGCUACCUUUUCCCUUGUUCAGCCUCUAUCAUUUAAAAUGACAUAUUUUUCGAGAGGAUUCCUCAAAUAAUGUCCUCCAUCAUAGAACAAGAAAGUAUAGCUUUUGAAACGUUUAUUCAAAAAUUACUCUCCACUAUGUCGUCAUGUAAGUCCGCUUUCAUGUACAUAAGUGCGAAUGGUACUCUUUAACUAUGACAACUAUACCUCUUUAUUAACCUUUUCUUGUAGAACUUUACAAGUGCAAAAAUUCUUCAUGCAGUAUUGUGAGAUGAAUGUAUAGAUAUGCAUGGCCAUUUUAUUAUGUGUUUCGAUUCUUUUCCGAGUUUUUUGAAGUAUCAGUGGUACAGAUAUGUUAACCUGAUAUAUUAAGCAAAGGAGGAGAUGCAUGAUUUGGGAGACUUGUCCCAUCUAUCCAUUCUUUUCUGUUUUUUCUUGACUAUCCCAUUCUCUCCACUUACUCAGCAAAUAUAAUAAAUAGUUUCUCCUCUAUCCAUGACAGUCUCGUGUAGUGUUGGCUAUCUCUGACGUUUAAACGAAAAGUAGCCCUCUUUUUAUAUUUUUUUCCCAUGUUUACUCUUCCCGUGUUCAUCGUUAUUUUCACGUCCAACUUUGUUUCUUUAGUAAUUGGAGUUUUCACUAUUUUUUUUAUUUUCACGAUUAGCUCUCUAUUCAUACAUAAUUCGUUAUUUUGCAGGACCGUGAUGGUUACUGGAAGAUGAUGCAUAAAUACGUAGGAUCUGAUGUCACAUCAAUGGUGACCCUUCCGGUUAUAAUUUUUGAGCCGAUGACUAUGCUUCAGAAAAUGGCGGAGGUCUGCUUUUCCCUAGGAGACAGAGUUAAAGAGAUUAAAACGAGGGAUCAUUUUAUAGUCCUUUUUCCAUCUUCAGUGAAGGGUUUGAUAUUGACGUUAAUUUGAUCACAUGACUUCUUAAGUUGAAUUAUCAGCAGAAUCGCUUGGUUCCUUUAUGAUCCAGAAAUUUAAAAAUCGUUAUUGCACUAUAAUUUCUGCAUAUAAAUAUAAUGGCUAUAUUUAAAGGGACCAUCAUGGUCUUUUAUUUUUAUAACAUCGCUUGUGAGAAUGCCUUUGGUUAAUCAUUGAAUAUGGUUAAACAAAGUUUUCCAAAGUGAACAUUAAUUUUUGAAAUACUAGUUCGUUUUGUAAACCAUCUUCGUUUGUGAUUAUUUAAAAAAAAAAAUGUUUGUGAUAAUGUUACAGGACUAAACGCUAGCCACUUUAUGACCGCCAUCAGACCUUGCUGAAUGUUUUGUGCUUGUUGCAGUUAAUGGAAUAUUGUCAUUUGCUCGAUCUGGCAGAUGAAUGUGAGGAUCCUUACCUGCGGUUGGUUUAUGCCUGUAAGUGAGCAUUUACCUUUGAUUCAUAUACCGUGUCAUGAGCACAGAUGGUUUAAAUGAUCACCGAUUGUAUUCUUCUCAGCUUCCUGGGCAGUAUCUGUCUACUUUGCCUAUCAGCGGACGUGGAAGCCUUUUAAUCCCAUUCUGGGUGAGACAUACGAGAUGGUUAAUCAUAGAGGGAUCACGUUCAUUUCAGAACAGGUUUCAUCACUUUAAGCCAGCUCUCCUCUUUUGUUCAGAUUUCUCACUUUAUCCCCGAUUUUUAGUCUUCCGCAUAAAUGCUUGAUUUUCAGUCACCUUGGCAUGUAACUAAUUUAUUUUUUUUCUCUUCAAAUAUUACUUCUGCUAGAGCUCAAAUUUCAUCUCAUGUUUCUACUUUCAGGUUAGCCAUCACCCUCCAAUGAGUGCGGGGCAUGCCGAGAAUGAACAUUUCACUUAUGACGUCACUUCGAAGUUAAAAACAAAGUUUUUAGGAAAUUCUGUGGAUGUGUAUCCUGUUGGUCGGUGAGUUAUAUUCUGUACAUUCUUGUCUUUGCCGAAAGUAUCGGAACCUCUCUUAUCUUACUCUGACGCCAUUUAAUGCUAUACGUUUUCUUACAAACUUGGAUAGUACUUAGUGAAAAUAAUAAUGCCUGAAAAUGUUGAUAUUUAUUUAGUGAACGUUAAUGAUGAUCUAUUUUUCUUCUUCUCUAUGCCAAAGUUAUGUAAUGCAGACAUUGCCAUAUAAACACAAGCAAGUCUGGCUUAAUAAAGGCUAUGCGGACCUGAUAAAAACCUAAUUAAGUGAUAUUAAUAUAUCUGAAGACAAGCCUUCCAUGAUUUGUGUACUGUGCACAUACCCACAUUUCUGUAACAUCUGACAAUCAAGGAUUGUCCUCCAUCUGAGGUGCGCCUGACCAGGUAUCGUUGGAUACGCCAUCGGAGUAGUAGGGUUUUUGUCCAGGGCGACAUUCUUAUUAAUCGUGCCUUUUUAGAUUAUUCUUUUUCGUGAUACCAUCAUCAUUGUACACAGAAGCACUUUAAUUGAUAUUUUAUUGGCCGUGAGAGAACCUUUUACUUGUUAUUGAGAUGCAAUAUCUAGAGCCAAAGAUGAUGGUGAAUUACAUUAUUUUUAUUUGAGAUAAGAAACAGAAAAUUUAUGUUUUAAAAUCUAUGAUACAUACAGCUUUUCGUCACUUGCCUCUUGAUAAACUAUCAGCAUCAUCAUCAUCAUCAUCAUCAUCGAUCUGUAUUCGUCACGAGUAAAUGAAAUCCUUAGUUUCUUUGAUGCUCAUUUGUUGCUUUGAUCCAUGAUGUUGGUUGCUUACUCUUAUUCUUUAAACUGAACAAGUACCUCUGAAUUUUUUUUGUUGCUAUUCAGGACUAGAGUUACUCUCAAAAGAGAUGGCGUCGUUUUAGAUUUGGUUCCUCCUCCGACCAAAGUCAACAACCUUAUAUUCGGAAGGACGUGGGUUGACUCCCCUGGGGAGAUGAUCAUGACGAACCUGACAACUGGGGACAAAGUCGUCUUAUACUUCCAACCCUGCGGAUGGUUUGGGUAAAGAUUGCUUCUAAAGCCAAGCAGUCUUCAAUUUACUGGAACUCAUCAAACAUUUAUAUUCUGCAAGCUAUGAUCAAUAUUUUCUUUCAUAUAACUCUGCAUUGCUUCCUGGAUUCUACAUCUUAGAAGCCUCCUUUGGGGACAUGGAUUGAAUCAUCUGCUUCGCUUUGAUGUUUCUAUUUUAAAACGUUAUAAAUUGACUUAGAGUUUCCCAUUUAUCCUCCUUUCAGAGCUGGUCGAUAUGAAGUCGAUGGAUUUGUGUACAAUGCAGAAGAGGAACCCAAGAUUCUAAUGACCGGAAAAUGGAACGAAUCCUUGAGCUACCAACCGUGUGAUAUGGAAGGGGAGCCAAUUCCAGGCACUGAGAUGAAAGAGGUUCAUUUCUCAAUCAUGGAUACUUGCCAACCCUUUGCCAGUCUGAUCAUCCACCUUCUUCCUCGGUCAAGUCUUUCCGUUGACUUGACCCAACACAAAAGGGCAGGGAGAAACAGGCACAGCUGGGAGCUGACCUUCGAUCUCCCUCGGUUUUAUUCUAUUUAUGGGAACAUGAGCCCGAAAUCAUAUCUUUAGUGCCUGUUCUGUGGCGAACAACAGCCAAUAAAAGGAAAAAAAAUAAAUCCUCUUCCCCUAAUCCCCCUCUUCGAUUCCAGGUCUGGAGGGUCGCCCCUGUUCCAGAGAACGACAAGUUUCAGUACACCCAUUUUGCUCAUAAAGUCAACAGCUUCAACACAGCUCCUAAGAAGCUACUGGCAUCAGAUUCCCGUCUUCGGCCCGAUCGGUACGCCCUUGAAAAGGGCGAUAUGAGCAAAGCCGGCGCCGAAAAAUCCAGGUACUAUUUCUCCCUCUUCCCCAACUAAUCCCCUCUUCUCCCGAUAAUCUCAAUCUAUGCUGAGAAGAUCACCAAAGUAAAAUUUAUUUAUUUAUUUAUUUAUGUAUUUAUUUAUGUAUGUAUGUAUGUAUGUAUUUAUUUAUUUAUUUAUUUAUUUAUUGCAGUCUGGAGGAGAGGCAGAGGGCGGAGAAGAAGAACCGUGAAAGCCAGGGGCAUCAGUUCAGUCCCAGGUGGUUCGACAUGACCGAGGAGGUCACAGCGACGCCUUGGGGAGAACUGGAGAUAUACCAGUUUAACGGCAAGUACAGCGCCCACAGGGCCGCCAUCGACGGCUCCGACUCCAUCGAGCAGCCCGACAUAACCUCCAUCGAGUUCAAUCCAUGGCAGUACGCCGACCUUCAGGCCAAAUGA